This is a messenger RNA of Penicillium argentinense, 444 nucleotides long. RefSeq lists its product as uncharacterized. Bases 1 to 444 code for a protein of 147 amino acids. Lineage: Eukaryota; Fungi; Ascomycota; Eurotiomycetes; Eurotiales; Aspergillaceae. Gene Ontology annotation, molecular function: fatty-acyl-CoA binding. The record is from RefSeq and is a predicted model, not a curated record. The transcript is spliced from 2 exons.
AUGGCGGACCUGACCACCUUCGUCACCGCCCUCGAGGCCGCCCAGAACGGCGCCAAAUACAACCCCGACAUCCAGGCCGCCGCCAAGAAGGUCAAUACCGAUGAUUUCAAGAAGGCCUACGCUGCCGCCGAGGCUAUGGGCGCGAAGGAUACCAUCAGCGAUGAGGCCCAGAGCACCGCUCUUGUGAACGCCUUUGAGUUUGCCGCUCUGCUGGUCAAGGAGCUCGAGGCUGCGCCUACCAACGAUGAGAAGCUCGACCUCUAUGCGCACUUCAAGAUUGGCAAGCGCGAGGAGGUUCCCAAGCCUGGAAUGUUCGACAUGGUUAAGAAAGCCAUGUUCAACCACUGGUCGAAGUACAAGGACGAGCUGGACGCCCAGAAGGCUCAGGCUACCUACGUCAAGCUGGUCGUCGGCCUGAUUGCGAAGUAUGGCCUGCGCGAUUAA